Messenger RNA from Dunckerocampus dactyliophorus (ringed pipefish), 3238 nucleotides. RefSeq names its product COPI coat complex subunit beta 2 (gene copb2). NCBI's taxonomy places the organism in Eukaryota, Metazoa, Chordata, Actinopteri, Syngnathiformes, Syngnathidae. The record is from RefSeq and is a predicted model, not a curated record. Gene Ontology annotation, molecular function: protein binding; structural molecule activity. Gene Ontology annotation, cellular component: COPI vesicle coat. Gene Ontology annotation, biological process: intra-Golgi vesicle-mediated transport; endoplasmic reticulum to Golgi vesicle-mediated transport; intracellular protein transport. Bases 126 to 2906 code for a protein of 926 amino acids. The transcript is spliced from 22 exons.
UUUGCGUUCCAGGAAGUUCCACGUCAGUAUCCAACCCUGUUCACUGAAAUCGCUACAUUUGAAUGCUGUUUGCAACUGUUCGCAAACCAAUAAUCUGAGCUUGGGUCGACGGAACAGUGACAAAAAUGCCGCUGAGGCUUGACAUUAAGCGAAGGCUGACAGCUCGGUCUGACCGAGUGAAGAGUGUGGACCUUCAUCCAACGGAACCAUGGAUGCUUGCCAGUCUGUACAAUGGAAGCGUGUGUGUGUGGAACCAUGAGACGCAGACUCUGGUGAAGACAUUUGAGGUGUGCGACCUCCCUGUCAGAGCAUCCAAAUUUGUGGCCAGGAAGAACUGGGUCAUCACAGGAGCAGAUGACAUGCAGAUCCGCGUGUUUAACUACAAUACCUUGGAGCGUGUUCACAUGUUCGAGGCCCACUCUGACUACAUCCGCUGCAUCGCUGUCCACCCCACACAGCCCUACAUCCUCACCAGCAGCGAUGAUAUGUUGAUCAAGCUGUGGGACUGGGAGAAGAAGUGGUCCUGCAGCCAGGUGUUUGAGGGUCACACCCACUAUGUCAUGCAGAUUGUCAUCAACCCUAAGGACAAUAAUCAGUUUGCUAGUGCUUCCCUAGACAGGACCAUCAAGGUUUGGCAGCUGGGCUCUUCCUCUCCCAAUUUCACUCUGGAAGGCCAUGACAAAGGAGUCAAUUGUAUUGACUAUUACAGUGGAGGGGACAAGCCCUACUUGAUAUCAGGCGCUGAUGACCGCCAGGUCAAAAUCUGGGACUACCAGAAUAAAACCUGUGUUCAGACUUUGGAGGGCCAUGCUCAGAAUGUUUCCUGUGUGAGCUUCCACCCAGAGCUGCCAAUCAUAAUCACAGGGUCAGAAGAUGGUACGGUACGUAUUUGGCACUCCAGCACUUACCGCCUGGAGAGCACCCUGAACUAUGGCAUGGAGCGAGUGUGGUGCGUGUGCGGCCUCAGGGGAUCCAACAAUGUAGCACUGGGCUAUGAUGAAGGCAGCAUCAUUAUCAAAGUGGGUCGUGAAGAGCCGGCCAUGUCAAUGGACACCAACGGAAAAAUCAUUUGGGCCAAGCACAGUGAAAUCCAGCAGGCCAACUUGAAGGCAAUGGGAGAUGCUGAGAUCAAGGAUGGAGAGAGGCUCCCAUUGGCUGUGAAAGACAUGGGCAGCUGCGAAAUAUACCCACAAACCAUCCAGCACAACCCCAAUGGGAGGUUUGUUGUGGUGUGUGGUGAUGGAGAGUAUAUCAUCUACACUGCCAUGGCUCUGAGGAACAAGAGCUUUGGCUCUGCACAGGAAUUUGUCUGGGCACAUGACUCGUCAGAAUAUGCCAUUAGAGAAAGCAACAGCAUCGUCAAACUCUUUAAAAAUUUCAAAGAAAAGAAAUCCUUUAAGCCUGACUUUGGAGCUGAAGGGAUCUAUGGAGGUUUCUUGCUUGGUGUGAGGUCAGUUAAUGGUCUGGCAUUUUAUGACUGGGAGAACACUGAACUGAUCCGCCGCAUUGAGAUCCAACCCAAGCAUAUCUUCUGGUCAGAUUCUGGUGAGUUGGUGUGCAUCGCGACAGAAGAGUCUUUCUUCAUCCUUCGUUACCUGGCAGAAAAAGUAGCUGCCUCACAAGAGAACAAUGAGGGAGUGACAGAGGAUGGCAUUGAAGAUGCAUUUGAGGUCCAGGGAGAGAUCCAGGAGAUUGUGAAGACUGGACUCUGGGUGGGUGACUGCUUCAUCUACACCAGCUCUGUGAACAGACUCAACUACUUUGUCGGAGGAGAAAUCGUUACCAUUGCUCACCUGGACAGAACCAUGUAUUUACUGGGUUACAUACCCAAAGAUGACCGUCUCUACCUGGGAGACAAGGAGCUCAACAUCGUCAGCUACUCCCUGCUGGUCUCAGUUUUGGAGUACCAGACUGCUGUCAUGAGGAGGGACUUUAGCAUGGCUGACAAGGUUCUUCCCACAAUUCCUAAAGAACAACGAACCAGAGUGGCCCAUUUCCUGGAGAAACAGGGUUUCAAGCAGCAGGCAUUAGCAGUGUCCACAGACCCUGAGCACAGGUUUGAGCUGGCCUUGCAGCUGGGAGAGUUGAAGAUUGCUUACCAGCUGGCUGUCGAGGCAGAAUCAGAGCAGAAGUGGAAGCAGUUGGCAGAGCUUGCUGUUGGUAAGUGUCAGUUUGGCCUGGCCCAGGAGUGUCUGCAUCAUGCGCAGGACUACGGCGGCCUGUUGCUCCUCGCCACAGCCUCUGGUAACGCCACUAUGGUGGGCAAGCUGGCUGAGGGUGCAGAAAAGGACGGGAAGAACAAUGUGGCCUUCAUGACCUACUUCCUGCAGGGGAAACUGGAUCAGUGCUUGGAGCUUUUGGUAAGAACUAACCGUCUACCUGAAGCUGCUUUCCUGGCUCGCACUUACCUGCCAAGCCAAGUAUCCCGUGUGGUCAAACUGUGGAGGGAAAACCUGGCCAAGGUCAACCAGAAGGCUGCUGAAUCCUUAGCAGACCCCACAGAGUAUGAAAACCUGUUCCCUGGUCUGAAAGAAGCCUUUUCAGCUGAGCAUUACCUCAGAGAAACUUGCUUAGGCGCCACCAGGCCUGCCAAAGAAUAUCCCUUGGUCACACCGAAUGAAGACAGAAAUAUUUUAGAGGAGGUUCAAGGAUACAAGCUCAAAGGGACUUCGCCAGUUGCGGAGCCUGAAGAGUCUCCCUUAGUGUCAGUAGUUGCAGAGGAGGCCUUGGCCAUGCCUUCACAGCCUGAACCUGCCUCCGCACAGCUUCCAAAGGAAAUCUAUUCAGUCUCACAGUUGGAAAAAGAAAAGACUCUGGAUGAGCUGGAGGUAGACCUGGACAACAUGGAGCUAGAUGACAUAGACACCUCAGACGUUAAUCUCGAUGAUGACUUUCUUGACGACUAGAGACCUUCGACUCGUUUCGCUGUCUCCCACCUUGGAGUUUAUUUAAUAACAGAGAGAGACCAAACACCCUCCUCCCUUUUUGUACUUAAAAAUGUUAUUGUCCACCUACUACACAUUGAAGUAGAUGAAUAUGAUACCAGUAAUAUUUUAUCCUCGGAGGAAUAAUAGACGACAUGUCUAUAUUUCAGACUCUCCAUUUUGUACACCAUGUGAUUGUUGGAGACCUUUCCAAUUUAUUGCAUUGAGCUACAUGUUAUGUUUAUUUUUUUUGCCUUGUCUGUGAUGAAGAAUCACUGUUCAUUCAGUUCAAUAAACUGCGGUUGCUGUACAUA